Molecule: messenger RNA, 1452 nt
Organism: Gongylonema pulchrum
Lineage: Eukaryota; Metazoa; Nematoda; Chromadorea; Rhabditida; Gongylonematidae
Source: the annotation of a GenBank genome assembly
AUGGAAAUCGAGCGGACGCUUGUUGGUGCAAUCGAUCAGGGCACUUCCAGUAGCCGAUUUCUGCUCUAUCAACUACAUCCACGUAAAAUUGUUGCCAGCCAUCAGAUCGAAAUCCGGCAACAGUUCCCGCAUCCAGGAUGGGUGGAAAUCGAUCCAGAUGAAAUAACAAGUACCGUGACAGCCUGCAUAGAUCAGGGCUGCGAAAAAGCGAAACAUGCUGGGUUUACUAUUGCUGAUAUCAAAGCGGUUGGAAUCUGCAAUCAGCGAGAAACAACAAUUUUAUGGGACUGCGAAACAGGAAAAGCUCUUUAUAAUGCAAUUGUUUGGCUGGACAGUCGUACCACCGAAACUGUCGACACCUUUAUCGAUAAAACAUGUUGCAAAUCUAAGGAACAUUUCAAAGAAGUCACCGGGCUCCCAAUACAUCCGUACUUCAGCGCUUUGAAAAUUCGAUGGCUUCUGGAUAACGUUGAAAAAGUAAAAGAUGCUAUGAAACGAGGGAAAUUAAUGUUUGGAACGGUGGAUACCUGGAUACUGUAUAAUUUAACCGGAAAGCAUGCUACCGAUGUAACUAAUGCCAGCAGAACACUACUUAUGUCGCUCAAAACGCUGGACUGGUGCCCAAAGCUGUGCAAUUUUUUUGAAAUUCCAAUGAGCAUACUGCCAAAAAUCCAUCCAUCUGCCGAGAUAUAUGCCACUAUUAGCAUAGGUACCCUCAAAGGAGUACCAAUAUCGGGCUGUUUGGGUGACCAGCAGGCGGCUAUGUUUGGUGAGCACUGCUUAAUGCCUGGCGAAACGAAAUGCACGUACGGAACAGGAACAUUUAUGCUUACCAAUACAGGAAGUAAGCUGGUCAUCAGUCGCAAUGGACUGCUAACAACGGUCGCUUACUGGCUCGGUACAAAAGCGCCAGUUUGCUAUGCGCUCGAAGGUUCGGGCUCCAUCGGUGGCAAUGCAAUUCAGUUUCUGCGCGAUAAUUUACAGAUCAUAAAAGAUGUUUCUGAAGUAGAACCAGCAGCAGCAUCAGUGCCUGAAACAGAUGGUGUUGUAUUCGUUCCCUGCUUCACGGGCCUUUAUACUCCCCAUUGGGAUUCAUCCGCUCGUGGUACCAUUUGUGGCUUGGUACAGACAACCACCCGAGCACACAUCAUCCGAGCUGCUCUUGAAGCUAUUUGCUUCCAGACAGAAGAAAUGGUCAGGUCUGCAGAAAUGGAUUUGAGCCAUGAGCAAAAAAUCAUGGAAUUAAAGGUCGAUGGCGGCAUAACAGUGAAUGGAUUAUUUAUGCAAUUGUUAGCUGAUAAUCUCGGGAUAAAUGUGAUCAAGUCGACGCAUACGGAAGCUUCUUGUUGGGGUGCUGCAAUGGCUGCUGCCAUCGGUGCUCAAAUUAUCAGGUUUGUGCAUGAAAAAUUUCAAGAUCUGAAAAAUUUUCUGGGAGUUUCUUGUGUCUUCUAA